AUGCGAUACCCCAUGUGCGACGCUCCCAAGCGGAGCACCCAAGGUGCAACCCCCUCAAGCGCGACACCCAUGUUCGAUGCUCCAGGGGCACAACACUGCAACAAGGUGAGAUACAUCUCCAUCACAUUGGAAGUGACAACAUGGCCCCUUUACCAAGGGUGGACAAAAGUGGACUCGCAGAAAUAUGAGGGCAACCUCGGCGAGACUCACCUCCCCCACUGCGGGAGUAGUAUCCUCAAUCUAUUGGACAUUGUUGCUCGACUAGCCCAUUGGACUAAGAAGAGGUGUCCCCACCUAAGGACAGGGGAGUAUAACCUUCCUCAAGGGAGAACUGAGCAAUGGAGGCAAACGAGCACGAUUGUCAACCUCAGCUUGGGGCAAGGUCUCGAAG
This is a messenger RNA of Ilex paraguariensis (yerba mate), 391 nucleotides long. NCBI's taxonomy places the organism in Eukaryota, Viridiplantae, Streptophyta, Magnoliopsida, Aquifoliales, Aquifoliaceae. The record is from the annotation of a GenBank genome assembly.